CAAGUAUCAAACAAAAUAAUACAUUUACAACUCAAUCUUCAAGCUCAAGACAAAUUAAUUAUGAAUUUAAUGAAAGUUCGAAUAACUUAUCAGACGAUGAUCUAAAUUUUAAUUUUUCUAUGCAAAAAAUUAAACUCAAGAAAACUCAUAACUGUCAUUGCCAAAAAACUAGUUGUGAAACACAAACAUGCUCUUGUUGUAAACAUAAUUUAAAAUGUUCAAGAAGAUGCAGUUGCUUUUUAUGUGGCCAAUGUAAAAAUAAAUAA
Messenger RNA from Cetraspora pellucida, 266 nucleotides. Lineage: Eukaryota; Fungi; Glomeromycota; Glomeromycetes; Diversisporales; Gigasporaceae. The record is from the annotation of a GenBank genome assembly.